CCUGUCUCGCUAGGUGACAGCGGGGUGAUGUCCGCCUCUGGUGGGAAUGAGACAGCUUUGCUCGGAAGUUUCGCCAGGAAGCAGGUGAAGUACGGCAGCACCUGCAAGUAUGUCUCGCGCAGCGGAAAGACAAUUAAGCACGUCGUACAGCCGGGCGACACGCUACAGGGCAUUGCGCUGCGCUACGGAGUCACGACGGAAGAGCUGAAGCGUGCGAACCGCCUCUGGACAAGUGACAGCUUAUUUUUGCGGACAUGGCUGGCAGUGCCUGUGGUAGAGGCGGGACCAGCAGUAGGUGGUGCCUCAGCCUCUGCAGGCAGAGACACCAAUGGUGGGGACAGGGCAGGCUCUGAGGACACACCUUUACAGUCUGACGAGAGCAUCGCAGAUUUCCUGGGCCGCAUUGACAAUUCCAUUGCCAAGUCGCGCAGCCAGCUGCGCCAACUUUCUCAUACGAGGUUCCGCCACACGGAAUGACCGUAGUGAAAAUAAAAGGGUAAGCGCGGCCCACAAUCUUGUUGCUAAAGGGUUGCGAUGGAGAAGCUCGUUACCAACUCGUCAGCAGUUAUCAUUUGAAGAAUGUAUGAAAUUUCUUAGAUAUAUCAUACGUAAAGUAACCCACAAUCCGCAGAUUUUACAAACAGUGCUGGACACCAG
This is a messenger RNA of Dermacentor silvarum, 657 nucleotides long. RefSeq names its product lysM and putative peptidoglycan-binding domain-containing protein 1. NCBI's taxonomy places the organism in Eukaryota, Metazoa, Arthropoda, Arachnida, Ixodida, Ixodidae. The coding region runs from base 28 to 477 and encodes 149 amino acids. The transcript has 3 exons. The record is from RefSeq and is a predicted model, not a curated record.